Messenger RNA from Propithecus coquereli (Coquerel's sifaka), 896 nucleotides. It is a transcript of the gene SHISA5, whose product is annotated as shisa family member 5. Bases 73 to 792 code for a protein of 239 amino acids. Gene Ontology annotation, biological process: positive regulation of canonical NF-kappaB signal transduction. NCBI's taxonomy places the organism in Eukaryota, Metazoa, Chordata, Mammalia, Primates, Indriidae. Gene Ontology annotation, cellular component: endoplasmic reticulum. The transcript has 6 exons. The record is from RefSeq and is a predicted model, not a curated record.
GCUGAGACUGCGGCCGCACCACGACCCGGUGUUUCAGUCUGUCUGUCUGUCCGCUCGCCCGCCCGCCUAGCCAUGGCUGCGCCGGCCCUGGUGCCACGGAUCCUGUUGCUGCUGCUGCUGCUGCUACCGCCGCCUCCAGGUGCCCACAGUGAAGUGUGUGUCGCUUCCCAUGGACUCAGCCUGUUCCCCAAGUCCUGUCCAGAUUUCUGCUGUGGUACCUGUUACGACCAAUACUGCUGCUCUGAUGUGCUGAAGAAGUUUGUGUGGAACAAGGAAAAGUGUACUGUGCCUGAGACCAGUGUGCCUGCCAGCAUGAAGCCACUGGAGCAGCUGGGCUCGCCGCUGAGAUUUCGCUCUAGCUUGGACGGUGACCCCAUGUCAGGGUUCGGCGCUACCGUAGCCAUCGGCCUGACCAUCUUUGUGCUCUCUGUUGUCACCAUUAUCAUCUGCUUCACCUGCUCCUGCUGCUGUUUAUACAAAAUGUGUCGCCGGCCACGUCCGGUCGUGACCACCACCACAGCCACCACGGUGGUGCAUACCCCUUACCCUCAGCCUCCAAGUGUGCCACCCAGCUACCCUGGACCGACGUACCAGGGCUACCACCCCAUGCCCCCCCAGCCAGGGAUGCCAGCAGCACCCUACCCGACGCAGUACCCACCACCCUACCCAGCCCAGCCCAUGGGCCCACCGGCUUACCACGAGACCUUGGCUGGAGGUGCAGCCGUGCCCUACCCUGCCAGCCAGCCUCCGUACAACCCGGCCUACAUGGAGCCCCCGAAGGCGGCCCCCUGAGCAUGCCCUUGCCUCUCUGGCUGCCACUUGAUUAUGUCAUGUGUGUGUGAGUGGUCUGCAGGCACAGUUCCUUCCUGCCUCAUACGUGGUGUGUGUGUGCUGUC